GUCAUGGCGCUGGAGACGCUCUCCCCGGACUGGGAGUUUGAUCGCGUCGACGACGGUUCUCAGAAAAUCCAUGCUGAAGUGCAAUUGAAGAAUUAUGGGAAAUUCCUUGAGGCAUACACUUCCCAACUGAAGAGAAUUGAAGAUGCGCUGGAUGACUCUGUGGGAGAUGUUUGGGACUUUAAUCUUGAUCCCAUUAAAUUAAACCUUCUGCCUUAUGAACAGUCUUCCUUACUUGAACUCAUAAAGACGGAAAACAAGGUUCUAAACAAAGUCAUCACUGUGUAUGCAGCCCUUUGCUGUGAAAUCAAGAAACUAAAGUAUGAGGCAGAAACAAAAUUUUACAAUGGCCUCUUGUUUUAUGGAGAAGGAGCUUUGGAUUCCAGUAAGGUGGAAGGAGAUAGUCAAAUACAGAUGGGAAGAUUUAUUUCAUUUUUACAGGAACUGUCUUGUUUUGUGACACGGUGCUAUGAAGUAGUGAUGAAUGUAGUGCAUCAGCUGGCUGUCCUCUAUACUAGUAACAAGAAUACACCUAAAGUUAUAGAGACAUCAGGAGUUCAUUUUCAAGCUAUGUAUGAACAUCUGGGGGAGCUGCUGACUGUUUUACUCACACUGGACGAAAUAGUAGACAAUCACACUGUGCUGAAGGAUCACUGGACCAUGUACAAAAGGUUGUUAAAGUCUGUACAUCACAAUCCUUCCAAAUUUGGUGUCCAGGAGGAUAAACUGAAGCCAUUUGAAAAGCUGCUAUUAAAACUGGAAAGCCAGUUAUUGGAUGGGAUGAUAUUCCAGGCUUGUAUAGAACAGCAGUUUGAUUGUCUCAAUGGCGGCGUGUCAGUGUCGAAGAACAGUUCUUUUGCGGAGGAGUUUGCACAUAGUAUUCGCACAAUUUUUGCAAAUGUUGAAGCUAAGCUUGGUGAACCCUCAGAAAUUGACCAGAGAGAUAAGUACGUAGGAAUUUGUGGGCUGUUUGUACUACAUUUUCAGAUUUUUCGGACGGUAGACAAGAAAUUUUACAAAUCGUUACUGGACAUUUGCAAAAAGGUGCCAGCUAUCACACUUACAGCUAAUAUAAUUUGGUUCGCUGAUAACUUUCUGAUCCAGAAGGUGCCAGCUGCUGCCAAGCUUCUAGACAGGAAAAGCCUUCUUGCCAUUAAAGCACACAGGGAAAGUUUUCUACAACACAAGGCUCAGUCACUUACCAAAGAAAUGCAGUCAUACUAUGUGUUUGUGAGCUCAUGGAUGAUGAAAAUGGAAUCUAUUUUGUCCAAGGAACAACGAAUGGAUAAGUUUGCUGAAGAUCUCACCAACAGAUGCAACAUUUUUAUACAGGGUUUUCUGUAUGCUUACAGCCUUAGUAACAUCAUUAAAACCACAAUGAAUCUACACAUGUCAAUGCAGAAGCCAAUGACUAAAACUUCAGUUAAAGCGUUGUGCAGGCUUGUGGAACUUCUUAAAGCAAUAGAGCAUAUGUUUUACAGAAGAAGUAUGAUCGUUGCUGAUUCAGUCACACAUAUAAUUCAGCAUCUUCAGCAUCAGGCUCUUAAUGCUAUUUCUGUAGCCAAGAAAAGAGUAAUUUCUGACAAAAAAUACAGUGAGCAACGCCUUGAUGUACUCUCUGCUCUUGUAUUGGCUGAAAACACCCUCAAUGGUCCUAGCACAAAACAGAGGCGACUGAUCAUUUCCCUCGCUCUCAGUGUUGGCACACAAAUGAGAACAUUUAAAGAUGAAGAACUCCUUCCUCUUCAAGUAGUUAUGAAAAAGCUGGCCUUAAUCAGUGAACUUCAAGAAAGAGUCCGAACACAAUGUGACUGUUGCUUCUUGUACUGGCAUAGAACUGUGUUUCCGAUUUAUCUGGAUGACGUCUAUGAAAAUGCAGUAGAUGCUGCCAGGUUACACUACAUGUUCAGUGCAUUGCGGGAUUGUGUACCAGCUAUGAUGCACUCAAGGCAUUUGGAAUCCUAUGAGAUGCUUCUGGAGAGCUAUGACAAAGAAAUCAUGGAUGUUUUAAAUAAGCACCUUCUGGACAAAUUAUGUAAGGAAAUAGAAAAGGACCUGCGUCUCUCGGUGCAUACCCAUUUAAAGCUGGAUGACAGAAAUCCAUUCAAAGUUGGAAUGAAGGAUCUUGCCCACUUUUUCUCCUUGAACCCCAUCCGCUUUUUCAAUCGGUUUAUAGAUAUCAAAGCCCAUGUGACGCACUACCUAGACAAGACUUUCUACAAUCUAACCACAGUGGCUCUGCACGACUGGGCUACGUAUAGCGAAAUGAGAAAUUUAGCAACUCAGCGCUAUGGCUUAAUAAUGACAGAAGCACAUCUCCCUAGUCAGACUCUAGAACAGGGCCUUGACGUUCUGGAAAUUAUGAGGAACAUUCAUGUGUUUGUGUCUCGUUACCUCUACAAUCUCAAUAACCAGAUCUUUGUUGAGAGAAUCAGCAAUAACAAGCAUUUGAACACUAUAAAUAUAAGGCACAUUGCAAACUCAAUUCGAACGCAUGGCACAGGGAUCAUGAACACAACAGUAAAUUUCACAUACCAGUUCCUGAGAAAGAAAUUUUAUAUAUUUAGCCAGUUCAUGUAUGAUGAGCACAUCAAAUCCCGGCUGAUCAAAGAUAUCAGAUUCUUCAGAGAGGUUAAGGAUCAAAAUGAUCACAAGUACCCUUUUGAGAGAGCAGAAAAGUUCAACCGGGGGAUCAGAAAGCUUGGAGUUACACCUGAUGGACAAAGUUACCUUGACCAGUUCAGACAGUUAAUAAGCCAAAUAGGGAAUGCCAUGGGCUAUGUACGCAUGAUAAGAUCAGGUGGACUUCACUGCUGUAGCAGUGCGAUCAGGUUUGUUCCCGAUCUUGAAGAUAUCGUUAACUUUGAAGAACUUGUGAAAGAAGAAGGCCUCUCAGAAGAAACACAAAAAGCAGCCAGGCAACUGGAUUUCGUACUUAGUGAUCUCACACGUAACUCUGCUGAAGGCACAGAGUACUUCAAAAUGCUUGUGGACGUGUUUGCUCCUGAAUUUCGCAGUCCGAAGAACAUGCAUCUGCGUAAUUUUUAUAUAAUUGUUCCCCCACUGGCUCUCAACUUCAUAGAACACUCAAUCAGCUGCAAGGAAAAACUGAAUAAAAAGAACAAAGCUGGGGCAGCCUUCACUGAUGAUGGUUUUGCCAUGGGUGUAGCUUACAUUCUGAAGCUUUUGGAUCAGUACCAAGAAUUUGACUCCCUCCACUGGUUCCAGUCUGUCCGAGAGAAGUAUGUGAAAGAGAUCAGAGCAGUAGCAAAGCAGCAGAAUAUUCAGUCAAGUAGUCAAGAUGAAAAGCUGCUACAGACUAUGAAUCUUACUCACAAGCGACUGGAUGUUUGUUUGCAGGAAUUUGAAUUGCUGUAUUUCUCACUAAGCAGUGCAAGAAUCUUUUUUAGAGCAGAUAAAACUGCAGCAGAAGAGAUUCAAGAGAAAAAAGAGAGAGAAGAAGAAUCGGCAAAAACAAGCAACGGAGAGUUGUCUAACUCUUCUUCUGCGGAUCCUGUUGUGAAAUGAGAGCUCUGGUAUGCAUUUAUUUAGAUGAAAUCUAAAGCAGUGAUGCUUUUUUGAAAUUGAUGGGACCAAACUGGCAUAGAAUUUUUCUCCAUCUGAAUCUGAAAGCGACCCAGCAGCGCCAUCCAAGUGUACAGUAAUCCUUAAUUGCUUGAUUUAGAUCUGCAUUUUGUCAUCCUUUCUGU
Messenger RNA from Euleptes europaea (tarantolino), 3707 nucleotides. RefSeq names its product WASH complex subunit 4 (gene WASHC4). The record is from RefSeq and is a predicted model, not a curated record. Lineage: Eukaryota; Metazoa; Chordata; Lepidosauria; Squamata; Sphaerodactylidae. Gene Ontology annotation, cellular component: WASH complex; endosome. The transcript is spliced from 34 exons. Gene Ontology annotation, biological process: endosomal transport; endosome organization. The coding region runs from base 4 to 3525 and encodes 1173 amino acids.